Molecule: messenger RNA, 1978 nt
Organism: Vespula vulgaris
Lineage: Eukaryota; Metazoa; Arthropoda; Insecta; Hymenoptera; Vespidae
Exons: 9
Coding region: 316-1965 (549 amino acids)
Biological process (GO): cilium movement; outer dynein arm assembly
Cellular component (GO): cilium
Source: RefSeq, a predicted model, not a curated record
UACACACUUACACAUAAACUUAUAUUUAUAUACGUAAUUUACAUACGUGUCACAAAGGGAAGAAAUUUGUGGUGUAAAAAAAAUUUGCAAAAAUGUUAACCUCAAAACAAAUUAAAAUUCAUAAAAUGUCGGAUGAACGAUGGACCACCAGAGAUAAAAUAAAUCAGUAUCGCGGAGUUCUCAAGUUAUACGGUUAAUUAAUUAAUUAAUUAAUAUAUUAAUUAUAUAAUAAUAAUAAUUAAUAUAUUAAUUAUAUAAAAAAAUAUAUAAUAAUUAUUUUAUUAAUUAAUUAAUUUUAACGAAUAAAAAGUAUAAAUGAACAUUUUUUUGAUUAUUAUGUUUGAAAGAAAAAAGAAAAAGAAAAGGGAAAGAAAAAAGAAUUAUCAUAAAAAAAUAUAUAUAUAUUUUUUUUCAUCUUUUGUCACAGCUCGAGAUAAAAAGAUUCGUGCAUCGGAAUUGACUAAAUUGAAGCAAAGAGUAUUUAAAAAUUUGAAAUCACUGCAAACGGAUGUACGAGAGUAUCGUGAUAUCGUCACUCAAAUUGUUACUGGAAAUAAAAUUCGUCUUAUACCGAUAUUACAACGAUACGAUAACUUUCAUUUGGCUUUUGGUCAACUCGACUCAGAUGAGCUUCAUAAUCGAAUUUAUCAAAACAGCGAAUUAUAUCAUCGAAAAUUGGAUAAAUUACGUUACGAAAAAGAGAAAUUAGCUAAGAAAUUUUUCGAUUUACAACUUGAGAAAUGUUUGCUAAUGGAAGAGGAAAAUAAAGAAGUACAAACGGACUGUUUCGUUCAACGUUUGGUGGCAUAUUUGCAACGAUCAACAUCUAAAGAAAAUGGUGUUAAAUCUAUUGGAGUUACAUACUUAACGAUAAUUAACAUUUUGAAAAAUGAUGCAAUAUAUUUCGAUGCACUUCUUAAAGCUAUCAAAGAUGAUAAAAAGGAUCAAUGUAAAGUGAUAGUAAAGACAACGAUAAUGGGACAAUUGGUGGCAGAAAAUGUGGAUGAUUUGAAACAAAAAUAUAAAUUAAUGACUACUGACGUUCUGAAAAAUAUGAAAGAAAGAGAACGUACUUUAAUUAUUACACGUGAACGCGUUGCUGAUCUUUGGGAGUAUGCGAAAUCUUUAGUACGAAUAGAGAGCGACACAAUGUUUGCCAGAAAAAGUAUCGGUAAUGACGAAAAUGUUCAAUUGGAAAACCAACUUAAACGUUUGGAAGAGAUUUGUGACAUAUUGAAGGAGAACGUUUUAGUUAGAAGUUAUAACGAAUUGUUCCCAAGACUCGAAGAACAAAUGAGACAGAAGACACGUUUGAUCAAUCAAUUUAAUUAUAAUAUAAAAGAACGCGAUGAUCUUUUAUCUAAAAAGGAAGAAGCUCUUGCCGUUCUUGAAAAUCUCGAACAUACGAUGGUAGCUACGACAACACAAUAUAGAAUAGAUAAAAAAGUUAUGUUAGAAGAGAUUGAAAUUCAAAAAAAACGUAUUAUCGAAUAUAAAGAUCAAAGAAGAUCUCAUGGUGAAUUAUCGAUUAAGAUAAUAGCAACUUUACAAAAUAUGUUACUUAUGCUUAUUUGUAUUAAACAGCUUAAAGGGGUAUUAAAAGUAACUCCCAAAAAACAAGCAAAACUUGUCACUGCUGAAGAAUUUGAGGUCGACGAAACGGUUGAACCUGUCCUAGAGAAAAUAGAUACAGAUGUCGUAACAUUAUUGGCAGAAGUUACUCAAUUAAUGGGUAUCCUUCUCGGAAUGAGCAAUUUCGAAUUCGAUAAAGAAAAGAAUGAGAGAGCGAGACAAUUGUAUCAAACUUAUAUCGCUGAUUAUAUCUCUAAUCUCAAAUUUGAGAAGGACGUAUUAGAGCCAGCUCUGAUCGUCGAACAUGAAAUCGUAGAUCCAAACGUAUUAACGCGCAGUGAUGUAAAAAAUCAAAGUAGAAAAGUGGUAGAAGCUAAUUUGAAACUUGACUAAUGUAUUGGUAUGA